AUGCCUCAGCCCCCCGAGGACUCUGAGGUCUUGGGCCUAUCCUUAUUGCCACGCGAGAUCUUCUGGAUGGUCCUGAGCUACCUUCAGCCUAGGGACAUUGUUCGUUGCCGUCGAGUCUCCCAAUCGUGGAAUGAAGCUUUCGGGGACCCUGCCAAUUUGAUACCCCUUUUAACGACGCAGUUCCCGCGUGCAGUUGAGGUUAGAAGCCUCUAUAAGGAAGUUGCCGCCAAUGAGCGGUGCUCAGAUUGCAAGGAUGCCAGCUACUGGCGCACCUUGUUUGACCGAAUCGCCUCGAGGUAUGACCAUCUCGCUCGCGGCAAGCCCCGGUCGAUCCGGAGGUACAAACUAUGCGAAGAAUUUGGUGCCUCUGGCGAGAGGGAGUGGUUUCAGGUGCAACCCUGGGAUACCCACGCCAGUCAUCUCAUGCAACGAGUGGAUCUCCCCUUCUCAGAAUCCUUCUGGUCGUAUGACGAAGGUCUUUUGGUGUACCCAAGCGCAGACCAUUCCUGUUUGGUUAUGAUGGACCUUGACAGCGACAAGAGGUUUAUGGUCCCAUUUAUCAUCACCGGGAAGGUGGUUCGGAGAAUUCGGCUGCAGAGGAGAGUUCUUGUUGUCGAGUGGGCGGAGCCCAAAGCCUUUCACUGGUUGAAUGAUAGUGAUGGGGUGCACCGUCAUUUUGCUUCUUCGUUCGACGUGAUCGAGACCUCGAAUGGCUGGAAUAUAACAUUCCGAAAUGAGUGGAAGAUUAUGUUUCUUGGCCAUCCACUAAGUGAGCGGGAUCGGUUUUAUUCCACCCAUAGUAAGACCCAUUACGCUAUCUAUGUUUGGCAGCCCAAUCGCAGUUUAUAUACUGCAGAUGACGAUGCUCCGAUCGAGUCGCUGUCUGUUUGGGAUAUCUCCAAGCCGUCAGACUAUCGACCAUCUUUGGAUCCUACAGGGAGACUGCGGGAUGAAGGGGAUGAUUUAGGCCCUUCUAUUGUCUCACGCUUUGGAUUUCGAGAGCUGGGAUUUUAUUCCGUCAGACAACGGGGACUUCCAGGUAUACAGUGGCUGAACAUUACGGACGAUAAUCAAUCUAUAGAGAUUUUUGAAAACCUCUGCACAGGGCCUGUCGAUCGGUUCGUUGGCCCCGCUGAAUGGACAUCACAAGUCCAAGUGUCCAGUCUUCCAAUCAUAGGGUUUGGACCCUGUUGGAGGCGAAGUAUGAACAUAGUGCUGCCUCCUUAUCGUGGAAAUAGUAGCUUGCAAGCAAGCCCUCUUACUUUUGCUGUUUGUGAAGAGCCUUGGUACACCAUAAUUUCCGAAACAGUCGACCAAGAGGCCCAAGUUGGCUUUUGUCUACAUUUAUCGCAAGCCACCUGGCCAUUUGACUUGAAGGCAUCUCUGAGUAUCAGGACCCCUUCGUCAGAUAUAACGUUGAAAAAUGAGGAGGUUUUUGAGCUUACGGGGAAAGGGAAACUUUGUGGAAACGAGCGAUACUUGGUUGGUGAGAAUGGGAAUCGCGAGUUGGUCGUCUACAGAUUUGAUAGAUGA
Molecule: messenger RNA, 1533 nt
Organism: Aspergillus ochraceoroseus IBT 24754
Lineage: Eukaryota; Fungi; Ascomycota; Eurotiomycetes; Eurotiales; Aspergillaceae
Product: F-box protein
Exons: 1
Coding region: 1-1533 (510 amino acids)
Molecular function (GO): protein binding
Source: RefSeq, a predicted model, not a curated record